AUGGGCGCCCUCCUCCGCGCCCUCGCCGCCAUCGUCGUCUCGCCGCUCCUGCUGCACGGGCUCGCAACCGUCCUGCCGAGGAACAGCAUGCUGUCGUUCGUGGCGCGCGCGAUCGCGUCGGUGUCGUCGCUGCUGGUGGCGGCGUGCUACGGCGUGGUGAGCAGCGUGGUGCUGCGCGCGACGGGCUACGGCGGGCUCAGCCAGUGGACGACGGCCCGCGCGUUCAAGUGGAUCAUGUGGUUCAGCACCGGCGUGAGCUUUGCCGUCGUCGAGGGCGACGAAUAUCUGCUCGAGCGGCCCGCCGUUUUCGUGGGCAAUCAUCAGACUGAACUCGAUGUCCUCAUGCUUGGCUGCAUCUUCCCUAAGUAUUGCAGUGUCACUGCCAAGAAGAGCUUGAAGUACACUCCCUUCCUCGGCUGGUUCAUGACCCUUUCCAAGUCUGUUUUCAUCGAUCGUGGCAAUAGCAAGACCGCCCGCGCCGCCUUCGAUGGUGCUGCCAACUUCAUGAAGAACGAGAAGCAGAGCGUCUACAUCUUCCCCGAGGGCACGCGCUCUUAUGCCGAUGGCCCUGAACUUCUCCCCUUCAAGAAGGGCGCUUUCCAUCUUGCGGUCCAGGCUCAGGUCCCUAUUGUCCCGAUCGUUGUCGCGAACUACAGCAAUGUCUUGAGCCUCAAGAAGAAGAUUUUCAACAGCGGCGUCGUGCCUGUGAAGGUCCUCCCUCCCAUUCCCACCAAGGGGCUGACUGCCGCCGAUGUUGAUCGGCUCACGACCGAGACGAGGGAAUCGAUGCUCAGGACGCUGCAGGAGCUCGCGCACAGCGAGAAGGGCGAGGCGAUAGCCCUGAAGUCGACUGGUGCUUACCACGCUCCUGCCGUGAAGAAGGAGCUGUAA
This is a messenger RNA of Lasiodiplodia theobromae, 891 nucleotides long. Its product is annotated as 1-acylglycerol-3-phosphate acyltransferase. Gene Ontology annotation, molecular function: 1-acylglycerol-3-phosphate O-acyltransferase activity. Bases 1 to 891 code for a protein of 296 amino acids. The record is from RefSeq and is a predicted model, not a curated record. Lineage: Eukaryota; Fungi; Ascomycota; Dothideomycetes; Botryosphaeriales; Botryosphaeriaceae. Gene Ontology annotation, biological process: phosphatidic acid biosynthetic process. Gene Ontology annotation, cellular component: endoplasmic reticulum; membrane. The transcript is spliced from 4 exons.